GCUCUAAGACGACAAAGAAUCCACUAGGCUGUGGAAUUUUCUCCGCACACGUUCGUCCUGGGGGACAAGUCCGAGAGGAAGCAACACAGAUUCUUCUCAACGUCUUCCACACUAUAGCACAGAGCCGUUUGCGGAUACAAAGAGCCCGGACUUCCGUGUAGUCGCACAAAAACGGACGACUGAACGUUGGAUAUAAACGUUGCUGGCAGCCUGCAACGAAAAGAUCCAUCAUUCUUUUCCUAAUCUCAUCCCAAACAGGUUACAGUCGCCCACUGACUUUCACGCUCAAUCAAAAGACGACGGCUCUAACUGAACAAUAAUGGCUCGUGUGUGUCUUAUCACUGGGGGUACCCAAGGCAUCGGACGCGAAACUGCAGAAUUGCUUGUCUCACAAGGGUGGAUUGUGAUUGUCUCCGGACGGAACACUGCGAAAGGUGCAGAGGUUGUCCGAUCUAUCAAAGACAAGGGAGGAGAAGCUACAUUCAUUGAGGCCGAUGUCUCAGACCAACAAUCAGUCAAAGCCUUGCACCAGAACGCAUUCUCUAUCUACGGUCGUCUGGAUGGAGCAGUCAACAACGCAGGAAUCUCUACUGAUAGCCGUAUGAUCGGCGAUGCGUCUACGAGCGAGUUCGAAAAGAUGUGGCGCGUCAACGUCUUGGGGGUGUUCUGGUGUAUGCAAGAGCAGAUCCAGAUUAUGAAGAAGCAACAAUCAGGCCACAUUGUCAACCUUGCCUCAAUCGCUGGCCUGCACGGUAUCCUCUACUCCGGCACGUAUGUGGCAACUAAGCAUGCUGUUGUCGGUAUGACUCGUACCGCGGCGCUCGAAUACGCACAAACAGGUAUUCAGGUGGCCGCUGUUGCGCCUGGGGCGAUUAAAACAGACAUCUUGAACGACGCUAUCGCGGCUGGAGCGUACAGCGAGGAGAGCAUUGCUAGCAUGUUUCCUAUGAAGAAGAUGGGAAAGCCACUCGAUAUUGCUCAGGCGAUCUCGUUCCUUCUUCACUCUGAUUACGCUACCGGAAGUAUCCUCGAGGUCGACGGCGGAUUAGGAGCAUCAUAGAGGACCGCUAAAAAUAUACGUUCAAUUGCAAAUACAAAAAAUGACUUACCCUUUUUUAAUCAGGAACUGUAUCAUAUGUACCAAUCGCAGAUCCGC
Molecule: messenger RNA, 1156 nt
Organism: Paraphaeosphaeria sporulosa
Lineage: Eukaryota; Fungi; Ascomycota; Dothideomycetes; Pleosporales; Didymosphaeriaceae
Product: short chain dehydrogenase
Exons: 4
Coding region: 320-1060 (246 amino acids)
Biological process (GO): fatty acid elongation
Molecular function (GO): oxidoreductase activity, acting on the CH-OH group of donors, NAD or NADP as acceptor
Source: RefSeq, a predicted model, not a curated record